Messenger RNA from Porites evermanni, 480 nucleotides. The record is from the annotation of a GenBank genome assembly. NCBI's taxonomy places the organism in Eukaryota, Metazoa, Cnidaria, Anthozoa, Scleractinia, Poritidae.
AUGUCUGGUAAACCAGAUGAGAAAAGCGAAAUGAUGAUUGAAGACAAACAAGAAAUCAAAGGGAAAAAGUCAUCUGUUUUCAAAGAGUCGAAUCGUGUUCCUCAUUCUUGUUGUCAUCGCAUUCGUGGUUCUAAUCAUAGGGAUAGUGCUGAGAGCUCUUUCCUUCAAAAAGAAAGACUGCAUUGUCAGAAUGAUGACGGAGAGGAAAAGCAACAGGCUCAGGUAUCUUGUGAGCAGACCUUAUCAUCCUUUUGCGAAUACUCCGAGGAAGCCAAAAGGAUCGGGCUGCACGACAUUUUGCUUCGUGCGAAAAAGGGCUAUUACGAGUACAACCCUUUCUUGUUGACAAGUGAUCCAGAUGCUACUCGAGAUGAGAUCAAGGAGAAGUACAUAGCCUACAACCAAACGCCAGAACACAUAAGUGACCGACGCUGCGCGGAAGCUUCUGAAAGAGGUCAACGAAGCAGAAGUAGACGCUAA